Trematomus bernacchii (emerald rockcod) is the source of this 4114-nucleotide messenger RNA. It is a transcript of the gene cacng7b, whose product is annotated as calcium channel, voltage-dependent, gamma subunit 7b. Gene Ontology annotation, cellular component: postsynaptic density membrane; AMPA glutamate receptor complex. Gene Ontology annotation, molecular function: channel regulator activity; voltage-gated calcium channel activity. The record is from RefSeq and is a predicted model, not a curated record. Gene Ontology annotation, biological process: regulation of AMPA receptor activity; neurotransmitter receptor transport, postsynaptic endosome to lysosome; transmission of nerve impulse. Lineage: Eukaryota; Metazoa; Chordata; Actinopteri; Perciformes; Nototheniidae.
UCCCCCCUGCUCCCGCUAUGUCUCUUUUGUAGCCAAAGUAGCUCGCUGAACCAAUCCACCGCAGUGCCUGGGACAGAUUGACUGAAAGAGAGAGUGAGGGAUUUAGAGGAUGGGUAAGGGGGCUUAAGGGAAAACACACAGAAGAGAGAGAGAGGGAGAGUGUCCAAAGCCAACCAAGCCUCCCUGGUGUGAGGUUUCUUGGCUACUGACGUGUGCGCACGACUCUCGUGGCAGGAUGAGUUCAUGUAGCAGCCGUGCGUUGACCAUCCUGUCCACGGUGUUCGGGGCCUGCGGGCUGCUGCUGGUGGGGGUGGCCGUGUCCACAGACUACUGGCUGAUCAUGGUGGAGGGCAUCAUCCUGCAGCAGAAUCAGAGCAUGGAGGUGAAGAUGGCGCUGCAUUCAGGCCUCUGGAGAGUUUGCUUCGUGGCUGGAGCAGAAAACGGGAGAUGUGUCGCAUCGGAGUACUUCACUGAACCUGAUAUUGAGAUCACCACUGAAAACACUGCAAAUAUCCUCAAGAUGGUGCGGACCGCCACACCCUUCCCCAUGGUGUCGCUGCUCUUCGUCUUCACGGCCUUCGUCAUCAGUAACAUCGGACACAUCCGGCCUCAGCGCACUAUCCUGGCCUUUGUGUCCGGCAUCUUCUUCAUCCUCUCAGGCCUCAGUCUGGUGGUGGGUCUGGUGCUCUACAUCUCCAGUAUUAAUGACGAGGUGAUGAACCGGCCCAGGGAGCCCGAGCAGUUCUUCAACUACCACUACGGCUGGUCCUUCGCCUUCGCUGCCUCUUCAUUCCUACUCAAAGAGGGGGCCGGGGUGAUGUCAGUCUAUCUGUUUAUGAAGCGCUACGCCGAGGAGGAGAUGUACCGCCCCCACCCUGCACUCUACCGCCCCCGCCUGUCCGAGAGCAGUGACUACAGCGGCCAGUUCCUACACCCAGAAUCCUCCUGGCCUCCGCCGAAGCGAGGCCGCAGCACCUCGAACGCCUCCAGCGACAUCUCCAUCCAGCUCAACCAGGCCCCCCCACCACCGCCCAAAAGUGGCCACCACGGGCAGGGCAGCCCCCCCUCUGGGUCUUCAUCUGCAGGGAGCUACCAGAUGCCCCCACAGUCUGCCGUCUACUCCACACACACCCUCACCAGGUUGCACGGCUCACACCCCCAAGGCCAGGCUCUCCCCAUGGCCAUGCCUCCAUCGCCUGUACCCCCCCCUCACUAUCACACACACAUGCACAUGAGCGCCUCCCCCUGUUAGGAAACGGGAGCAUUAGGGAGGGAAGGAGAGACACUGACUCCUCAUAAUCACUGAUUCUGUACAUUUAGAUGUGGAUGAGAGUAAAUACUGAGCUUGGAGCACAGACCAUUUAAGAUGAAGCGGACGGAGAGGUGAUAAAACGUGAUAAAAUGUAGCUUUGGAACAAAUAAACCAAGGAAAAAGGAGGUGAUGGAGAUUGUAAGGAAGGAUUUAACAGGAUUGUGGAGAUGUGACAGACACUGUGAUGGACAGAGAAAAAUAUAAACAGGGGAUGAGUGGAAAAGGAAAAAUAGUAAUUCAAUUUUUCAUAACAGAAAGAGGGAAAAAAGUGUUUCUUAGAAAGACUUUAGAGGUUAGGUUGAGUGACAGAGGAGGUAUAGGGGAGGGAGAGAGAGGCAGGGAGAGCGAGGGGCUGCGGUAUAAUGUGAAGAUACCGCAGUGCUGCAGGAAAUUUGUAUGCACUUGGAAAUGUACAAUGCAAAACACUGAUCACACAGACUGAGUGCACAUAGUUUUAUACAUGCAUAAAUCAAAAGAAAACAUGGACUACGAACCUUUUACCAAAAGGUAAAUGUGGUAAAAUAUAUUUGUGUCUUCUCUGAAUUUCUUACAUCAUCAAUCCAGUUUCAUAACUCACAAUGUCAAAAUAGUAUUAUUAAUAUAGUUAAUUAAAAACAUUAGUUUAACAAUAGAUUACUUCUGAAGUGAGAACACUGUAUGUGAAUGUUGUUAAUAUUUGUAAAAGAAAAAAAUAAUACAGACAGAAGUGGAAGAUGUUCUGAAAUAUCACAAGGAGAAAUCUACUCGAUGUUUUACAUAUUUGUUUAAGAUUCAAAUUUCUAAACUUCUUGUAUAUAAAAUCGCACAUGAGGACUAUUAAUAUAGCUGUUGUAAAUUAUGAAUGAAGCUUUGGCACAAGUCACAUCAAGAAAAUGUCUGACUCAUUCUGCUUUGGAUGAAGACUGCAACAGGCCAUGGUGAGAAGGAGGAACCAGCGACCCUGGUGGUCUGAUGCCCUCUACUGGUCACUGUUCUCCACUGACCUUGGAUCAGCUUUGGGGGCAAAGGUCACGACUUCUACGGGCACUCUUCCUUCCUCAGUGACCUCCACUGUGUGUUUGUUGUUGGUGCAGCACAAAUGAGUUGGACUGAAGCUGGUGAAUGUUAGAAGAAACAAGACAUGCCAUUUUGAACUGCACAUGGAUCAAGAGUUAUGCUUUAAAAACUGGUUAGAAGUAUUUUUAAAAGCUUUAACGCUGUUGAUAUAUCUAGAUAACUCACAUGAUGAAAGUAUUAAUUGCAUUUGCACUCACUGCUCAAAGGACAAUUACACUGUUUGUGAAACGCAGGUCCUUUUUACAUAGACAAAGUAGAGACCCCUGCUUUAUUCCAAUGUUUUCAUUGGCUAUGUGAGCCAAAGGUUCUUUCUAGAGUAUCUGAAAAAAUAUGUUUUAAUGUAACUAUAUACUGACCUCUGUUUAUUUUAAGGAUCACCUGAUAAGAAUUCUUUCUUUAGGUCAAUCUGAUUAUCUUCUCGAUUUCAUGUUUUAUCUAGGAAAUGUAAGAAAAUAUUGAAAAAUGUCAUCGUUAUGGCCCACUACUUAAUAUAAUGUAUUUAAGCUGCUUGUUUAAUUCGACCAACAGUACAAAGAUCAUAUCAUAUUUGAGAAGCGGAAAGCAGAAAAGACAAUAUUAGCUUACAGGUGGGAACAUUUAUUAUUCAGGUGUUUCAGAUGAUCAGACAUGGGUCAGAGUAGCACUUCCUUUAACAUUGUGGGGGCUUUGUGGGACGUCUAAGCCUACUUUGCUGUGCACUUUAACCAUAUGAUGCUUUAUGUUUCUUAGUAUAAUAUUUUCAGAUGCUUUAAAACCGAGUUUCUCUUAAAUACUGUAUAGUAUCUCAAAGAUGCAUAUUAGAUAGCUAAGCAGGACCUGUGUAUCAAAAACAGUUUUAAUAUAGACUAGUUUAUUUCGUUUAUUGUUUUUAAGGCACAUCAUGGAUAUGUCGAUAAUAUAUAUCUCUGUAAUGAGAAUUAAACCACCGUGUCAUUGUUUAGCGGCUGGUUUUCAUUAUCACUGUGAUGCUAAAGAGAGAGGGAAACACACUGAUGUCCUACAGAAUGUGUGAGAUGAAAGUCUUACAAACAUACGGGGGAGAAUAUAAAGUGAGAUCGAGGAGAUAUCGUCACAUUUUCGCCUUUUUGCGGACGUUUUGUUGAUCAAGCAUGUGGUUCUUCAACACCGCCCUUCUUUUUGUUUAUGUAGUCGCACAAAUUCAUAUUGAGAUGAAGUCCAGUGAAGCUGCAGCCUUCUGUUGUUGCCUCUGCUGUUACAGUAGUGCUUAAGUUCCCUGCUCAAGUUUUUUAACCAAUAGGCAUUGAAGUAUUCUUGUUAAAAUCCACCUUUCUAACCUUUGGACUGCUGACCCCGUUUUUACCUUUGUAUCAACAGACAGCUGCUCCGAUUCUCCCUCUACACCCAUAAUUUAUAUUUUGAAACCAUUUGAUUAUCAUUUGCAUAAUUUGCAAACUGCAGCAGUUAUUUCCUUUUCAUCUCUGUACUGUACCUCUUUGUCUUUCCCUCUCUACUACCCCAAUCUUGUUUUUCCUCUUUAUGAUUACAUAAAAGGAUGUAGCUGUGCUUGAUCUGCAGAAAGCCUGGACUUCUUUCAUAUAACCAUCUUUGUAAAGAAAAAAAAUAUGGGUAAAACAAAUGCUUUUCAAUGCUUUAAUGGAACUGAUGCUGUAUAAUCUUGAGUUACAUAAGUCAAUAGCAGUUGUGAUUAAGAUCACUUUUCUUGAAAGUGUUGACAUCUGUCACUCACUUUCCUCUUAACAUGAAUAAAACUUUCAACAUGGGUUC